AUGAUUAAGCUUGCAGGUCAAGGAAAAAUCAGAGCUCUAUCAAUUGAAGAAAAUUUGGAGUUGGAGAGGGAGCUUGCCUCCUUGAAUAAGCCUGCUGUGAAGACCAUCAGGACUAUCUAUGGAGACAUUUACGAUUGUGUGGAUCAAUAUAAACAGCCAUCUCUUGACCAUCCCUUGCUUAAAGAUCACAAAAUCCAGGAACCGUCCCCAUUCGGAGGACAACAAAGGAAGAACGUUAAGAGCAAAAACCAGUUUCGAAAAACUUUUUCCAAGUUUUAUCAGGCAAUGCAGAUAUAUAAUCAAGCCCAAAGUCAAUAUAGAUCUCUCAAGGACAGUUUCACUCGCCUAUAUACGUUUGGGGGUUUCGUCCAAACAGAUACCACAAUAGCACUGGGGAUGGUCCUUGAAACAAUUUCAGUUGUGGUGGAACUCAAUAUACAUCCACUGGAAAUCAAUCAGGAUAAGGAAAACGGGAAAUGGUGGCUCGUGUAUGGCGAAAAUGGGAAACAAUUGGGUACUGGCCAAACAGUCUGUUCACAUAUCUGA
Pistacia vera is the source of this 546-nucleotide messenger RNA. RefSeq lists its product as uncharacterized. The record is from RefSeq and is a predicted model, not a curated record. Bases 1 to 546 code for a protein of 181 amino acids. The transcript is spliced from 7 exons. NCBI's taxonomy places the organism in Eukaryota, Viridiplantae, Streptophyta, Magnoliopsida, Sapindales, Anacardiaceae.